CCGAUUGGCUCUCCCCGACGUCGCUCGACGUGCCCGCCGGGCUUCCUGGUUGUAGCUGUCAAGCGCUCACUCAGGCUACGGUUUGGAUAGCUACCGAUGCCCCCAGUCGCCGCCCUGCAUCGCCCCGAGCGACUUUUAUCCAGCCACGAAGCACCAAGUCCUGCCCGAUGGCAUUCAGGAGGGCUCUGAAACGGACGGCCCUUGUAGGCGGCGGGGCGGUUGCCACGGCGUUUGGCCUGUCACAGCUGAUCGAGUACAGAAAGACACAGGCUCGGUUGGCCCACGUGGCAGCAGAAGCAGAGCUGAAGGUUCCCUUCGUCGACGAGCUCCCCUCUCGGCAGGCCCAGCUCGCAGCGCUGACAAACACAGAGGAGUUCGACGUUCUGGUUGUCGGAGGAGGGGCCACAGGGGCAGGAUGUGCCUUAGACGCUGUCACACGCAACCUUAAGACUGCUCUCGUAGAGAGAAGCGACUUCUCUUCUGGCACGAGCAGCCGAAGCACCAAGCUCAUCCACGGUGGAGUCCGCUAUCUGCAGAAGGCCAUCAUGAAGCUGGACUACGAGCAGUACAUGAUGGUGAAAGAGGCCCUCCAUGAGCGAGCCAACCUGCUGGAGAUUGCACCUCACCUGUCUGCGCCGUUACCCAUCAUGCUUCCUGUUUACAAAUGGUGGCAGUUGCCUUACUACUGGGCAGGGAUCAAGAUGUACGACUUGGUGGCGGGGAUCCAGUGCCUGAAGAGCAGCUACGUCCUCAGCAAGACGAAGGCCUUGGAGCUCUUCCCCAUGCUGAAGAAGGACAAGUUGGUGGGGGCCAUCGUGUACUACGACGGUCAGCACAAUGAUGCCCGUAUGAACCUGGCCAUCGCCCUCAGUGCCGCCCGCUACGGCGCCGCCAUCGCAAACUACACCGAGGUGAUUCACCUGCUGAAGAAAAAGGACCCGCAGAGCGGCAGAGAGAAGGUGUGCGGUGCCCGCUGCAGGGACGUCAUCACAGGGCAGGAAUUUGACGUGAGGGCCAAGUGUGUGAUCAACGCCACCGGGCCGUUCACAGACGCUCUGAGGAAGAUGGACAACCAGGAGGCCUCGAACAUCUGCCAGCCCAGUGCUGGAGUUCACAUCGUCAUCCCCGGAUACUACAGUCCUGACAACAUGGGUCUCCUCGAUCCAGCCACCAGCGAUGGUCGUGUCAUCUUCUUCCUGCCGUGGGAGAACAUGACCAUCGCCGGAACCACCGACACCCCCACCAGCGUGACAGCCCACCCAAUCCCAGGGGAGGACGACAUCAACUUCAUCCUGACGGAGGUCCGCAAUUAUCUCAGCCCUGAUGUAGAAGUGCGUCGAGGAGACGUGUUGGCAGCGUGGAGCGGCAUACGUCCCCUAGUGACCGACCCCAGCUCCAAAGACACCCAGUCCAUCUGCAGGAACCACAUCGUCAGCAUCAGUGACAGCGGACUGGUCACAAUCGCUGGUGAGUUGGCCUUCAUCUGUUUGGUCAUCUUCAAUGAUAGCGACCAGCACGAUGCCUGUCCUGUCUGCCUGGGGAUCGCCCACGCUGGGAGAGCGUUGACGGAGCCCAAGCCUGUGCGUUUUGUCGCCAGCUCCGGCCGACCCUGGAAAGACGGCUGGGCUGACCACAUGGAAUAUGUUGACGGGUUAGCCGAUGACGAGCGGAACCAUGCAGGAGCGCUGGACGGGCUUCAGCCUGGGUUGAAGCCCGCCAGCGCUCCCCAGGAAGACGAUGACGUGCUGGACAUCGGCCUGGACAUCCAUGGUUUGUCGGAGGAUGAGCAGGAGAGCUCAUUGUCGGCCCAAUGUGCCGCCGCUGCUGCGCUGGUCGGCCACGAUGACGCCUCUCUUUUUUCCCUGUUUCGCCGCGCUGCUGAGAAGCUGCAGGUGGACUGGCCUCUCCUCCGCCAGCUCAGAAGCCGUCGCGCUGGAGAAGAUUUAUCGGGCUCAGGCGGCACUGCUCGCGCCAUGAGCUCCGUCACCAUGCUCCAGACGUACCAGGCAAUGUGCCUGGCGGAGCUCGGAUCGCUGGUUCCUGAUGACAGCCCUUUGGCACCUCUUCUUAACGAGGUCAGAGUCGCCACAGAUUACAUCCUCCGGACAGAGCUGUAUAUCUGGGACGCACCAGUGUCUGUGGCUGGGUUAUUCGGACAUUCACUUGAAGCCAUUCAGGCUAGAUUCGAUCUGAGGAAGAAGCAGGCGGAAGCUCUGCGCGACAUCAUCCCCAGGCGUCAGCCGAAGCCCAAGCCCGCAGCUAGCUCUCACAGGCCCGCCGCUCCUCUGCCGACUGGCAAGAGACCGCGCCCACUGCUGAAGUGGGUGCGCCGCCAGCGAGAGCACAUCCUCCGGCCCGAGCUCCACGCCAGUCGGCCUGGAGCACAGACACACUGGGGCGACAACGCCCCGCCGACGGUGCUGCAGGUCAGCCGGCUGGCUGCUCACUUCCCUCAGUGGCGCGCUUGCGCCCCCUCUCCGUGGGUGCUGCGAACCGUUGCCAUGGGUUACCGGUUGCAGUUCCGGGUCAACCCGCCUCGUUUCCAAGGAGUCGUAAACACGACUGUCAACACCGAGGCGGCCAUGAUACUCAGAGAGGAAAUAAAGGCGCUAUUGCAGAAAAGAGCAUACGAGUGGUCCCCGCCGGAGACAGACAAAGGUUGUGUUCAUUUUCUGUCUCUGAGAGCCACCCAUGUCCCGGGCCACCUGAACCUGGGGCCGGACCUUCUCUCAGGGGGUCCUCUGGUCGCUCAACACCUGGCCUCCACGUAUGGGGGAAGGGCAUUCGACGUUGCCAAAAUGGCUCAGGUCACCGGGCAGAGAUGGCCAAUCGUCGGGAAAAGAUUGGUGUCUGAAUUCCCGUACAUCGAGAGCGAGGUGCUAUAUGCGAUUAAGGAGUACGCCUGCACCGCCAUCGAUGUCAUCGCCCGGCGAACUCGCCUGGGCUUCCUGAAUGUGCAGGCGGCCGACGAGGCACUCCCACGUAUCGUCCAGAUCAUGGGCAAAGAACUGGACUGGAGUCAGGAGAAGAGGACGGAGGAACUCGAGGCAGCGAGGAAGUUCCUGUACCAUGAGAUGGGCUACAGGUCUCGCUCUGAGCAAAUAACCAAGACGUCUGAGAUCAACCUGGACAACCAUGAAGUAGCCAGGUACAAGAAGCGUUUCCACAAGUUUGACAAAGAGAGCAAAGGAUUCAUCACCACUGUUGACGUCCAGCGAGUUUUACAGAGCAUCAAUGUGUACAUUGAUGAAAACGCGCUCCAUGAAAUCCUUAAUGAGGUGGACCUCAACAAGAACGGACAAGUCGAAAUUGAUGAAUUCCUACAGCUGAUGAGCGCCGUGAAGAAGGGGCACGUGUCGGACAGCCGCCUGGCCAUUCUGAUGAAAACUGCAGAGGAGACUCUGGAUCAGAGGGAACCGGUGUCGGUGGACCGAAGUGGGGGCGGAGUCUGAGUCGGAUGAUGACACAAAAAAAAGAUGCAAAUGGAGCUAUUUGAAUGACAAUAUUGCAAUCAAGCAUGCAGCCGGAUGAAUUUGGCCAAAUCAAGCACUCCUGUGUGUUUUGGGUGAAACAGUAUCUAAUGAUUGAGGCUGAGAUGUGUCUGUUUAUUUCAUCUGUUAUGUCCAAAGUCUUAACAUCUGGUGCCUCAGACCACACACACAAUGUUUUAUACUGUCUUUUUACGCAGCACUUUUAAUACUUUGACUUUAUCUUUGUCCAGCACUCCUUGAUUGACACUGAUUAUUGUGUAAAAACCAUCUUCAGGUGGGUUUGCUUUACGCAACACAAUUUACAGGUAAAUGUGAAGUUUCCUAGAAAAAGAAGGGAAAAAAAAGCAAUUUGGUUCCAAGUAUUGAAAACAGAGCGCUUCAUUUACGUUUCUCAGAAAUAAUCAUGCUCUUCAAGUUUUAUUAAUAAGUGAAAAAAGAUUUUAGCAGCUGCUUGAGGAAGAUGCUUUUGCCUUUUACCUUCUAGCUGUUGUUUAGUCAUCGUACAUUAGCUGUAUCAGUCAACUCAUAAAUGACUAAAUGGUCCACAGCAUGCGGGCAGCAGAAUAAAAAGAAAAGAACUCGAACGUGCCACUUCAGCCAGAAGAGACGAAUAUGCGAGACUGAAGAUGAAGAAAGCGGGUAUUUGGUAAUUGUAGUGGCAAUUUAUCAAUUUUGCUACCGAGGCGCUGCCAGAGACGUUUAAUUGGUGAGGUCUUGAUUGUCAGUUUCUAAAGUUAUAGUUCAGCUGAGGCAAAAUGUCCACAUGAAUCAAAUACAAUCAAACAAAAUCCAUUUGUGUAUCCAAUAUAUAUCCAUGAAAUGUAGAGGGGGAAGAAUCGAUACAUUGUAGUAUCACGGCAUUUUGUGUGCUGAUAUUGUAUCGAUACAGGGAGACCAAAUAUCUGUACUUUAUUAGAUAAAUUAAAAUACAACCGAUAUGUGUUUUUCAUUUAUUUUAACAGUUAAUAGUUGUAUUAUGAGAAAAACAGACUGAUAGCAAAUUGACUCCUUCUUAUGGAAAUAUUUAUUGCAGAUUUUAGUGACAAGUUUAUCUUAUUGUUCAAAGCUUACUGAUAUUGACAGAUAUUGAGGACAUAAUUAGUGAUAGUUUGUCACUGCUGUAGUUAAUUUAGUUUUAUUUACAUAGCGCAAAAUCACAAGAACGGUAUUUUAUACUGUAAACACUAUAAUCCAUCUAAUAAUCCAGUCACCAAUCAAACGACCCCCUAUGAGCAAGCACUUGGUGACAGUGGAAAGGAAAAACUUUCUAACAUGAAAAAAACCUUGGCUAGCUUGGCUUAGCUUAGCAUCAACUCUUGAAAAGGUGGAAAAGGCUAGUUUCUGUACUUCCAAAGCUCCUUGUUUAUUCUGGAGAUUUUUAUUUUGCAAAACUCCAAGUUAAAGAUGUAGACUUGACUUUUUUCACGUGGAUGAACUGUUUUAGGCAGGAGAAUUUUUUUUAUUUUAUGAAGUGUCACCAUCAAAUAAGGACAAAAGUCAGCUCCAGCUAAAACUGGGCCUUUUAGCAUAAGAGCCUUUAACAUAAUGUAGUGUUUAAAUGGAGCCACUCUUUUUUAAAAAAAGAGCCAGUUUUUAUUUUAUUUAGCACCAAAUUUCCUUUUUUUCUUUUUUUUAAAAUAAUUUUUCUUCAAGGAAACUUCCUGGUAGGAAAUGUUGGACCUUUAGACAAAACCUCAGUGAUGGUUUCUGCGUGUCCUCUCUGAUCUGAGCACGUUAAAAGCACAAGUCAGGUGAUGUUAAACAUAUUUAAAGUAUUUCUUCAGCCAGGUUUUGGGGGUUUUUUCCUCUCAGAUGAGUUAUUUUUAGGCUCAUCUGGGAUCUGCUGUGUUUUCCAUUGGUUGCACUACUUCCACUACUGAGGUUUACAUGACGAUCUUCAUCUUCAGCGCAACUGUUUGAGGAUGCUGUCACUCUGGUCUCCUCGUGUAUAUUUUUUCAUCCAUCCAUCCAUCCUCAUCCGCUUUAUCCGAAGUCGGGUCGCGGGGGCAGCAGCCUAAGCAGAGAAGCCCAGACCUCCCUCUCCCCAGCCACCUCCUGUAUAUUUUUUAUAAUUAUUUAUUCUUUUUUUUUAUCCGUGUCAUCUGCUCUUUCGGAGAUUAAACAGGAAAUUAUAAAAACAGGAUUUCAAAGGAACUAUGAGUUAUUUUUACUGGCUAUAAGAUUGAAGUUUGUUUUGUUUCUGUGCUUGAGGUCGAGAGCAAAGACCUGAAGUAACGCUGUAUUAACGCACAUCCACCAAACUGUUGUGUAAUCCUGCAUGCAAGCUGAUGAUUUUUAAUCACAUAUCUGACCUAAAUGAGAUGUUUUUAAGUGCAGCAUGCUUCGUGUGCAGACUUUGUCUGAGUGCAGUCGAAAGACAGUUCACUGUAUGAAUGUAUGAUGUGCCUUGUUCUGCCUAUAAUAUGACAGUCUUCUUUUUCACAAAGCUACAUGAGUUAAACAUUAACAGGAAAACAUGUUGGGAAUGUAAAGACAUUUAUAAAACAUUUAUUACAUGAAAAA
This is a messenger RNA of Oreochromis aureus, 6014 nucleotides long. It is a transcript of the gene gpd2, whose product is annotated as glycerol-3-phosphate dehydrogenase 2 (mitochondrial). The coding region runs from base 168 to 3452 and encodes 1094 amino acids. Gene Ontology annotation, biological process: glycerol-3-phosphate metabolic process. NCBI's taxonomy places the organism in Eukaryota, Metazoa, Chordata, Actinopteri, Cichliformes, Cichlidae. The transcript has 22 exons. Gene Ontology annotation, cellular component: mitochondrion; glycerol-3-phosphate dehydrogenase (FAD) complex. Gene Ontology annotation, molecular function: glycerol-3-phosphate dehydrogenase (quinone) activity; calcium ion binding. The record is from RefSeq and is a predicted model, not a curated record.